CCACUAACAAGCAUCAAGAAAGUUAGACCCCUUUGGUUUAUUCUAGGCUUGAACAGGGCUCGAACGAAAAAUCGAAAGACAUGGGUGAUAAAAACAAAUCGAAAAAGGUCACAUACAGUUACACCACAUUGAAUGAACUUCGUCCCAAUACAAAGGCGGAUGUUUUUGGGGUGGUGAAGUUUAUCAAGCCUCCAUACAAAAGCAGGGGCAGUGACUACUGCACAAUGAUCAGCAUCACAGACUCCAGCAUGACAGGGAUGGAUGACAAGCUGAAGUGCCUGCUGUUUGCAAAGGAGGAGAGCAUGUUGCCCAGUCCAGACGUCGGCGACAUUGUCCGCUUUCACAGACUCUCUGUGAGCAUGUUCCGGGACAGCCUUCAAGGUCAGAGCAGCCCGGGCUUUGCGUGGCUCGUGUUUUCUGGGCGUCAAAAGCAACCAGUUGAGCCCAAAACCUCUUCCUCACCCACAUACUCCUUUACUGACAGUGACAAGGACAAGAUACGCGAGCUGCGUUCAUGGGCAAGCAAGAAUGAUGAGUUCAAAGAAAACCUGUGCAGCUUCAAUGAUGUGGCAACGGGAUGUUAUUUUGAUAUUUACUGCCAGGUUGUUAGUACAUCAGUGAUUGAAGCAGGUGUGGGACGCUUGUUACGAGUCUGGGAUGCCACACAGUGCCUAUAUAACGUUCGUGAGGUAUCUGCCGACUCUCAACUUGAAGACACACAGACGGACGAACAGGUUCACAAGAGAGCCAGGGGCUUCAUUUAUGAUGUUUCAGUGUUUGAUGACCAUUUCAAAUCUUCCUCACAUAUCAAGCCUGGUGACUAUGUUAAGUUUAUUAAUCUCCACGCCUCGGAAUGGAAGGACAACAAUCGUUCACACCGGCCUGCAAUUGAGUUCUGUCUUCACCGUGGCAACUCUUUUGGUCGGUGUGUUAGAGUGGUCUCCGCUGAUUUGCCCGAUCUCAUCUCGCUGAAACAGCGCCAGGAAAUUGUGGCGCUCGAUAACGAAAGCUUCAGUGUCACAGGAAUCAAUUCACAGACUGCUGUGGGGAAUAGUAGUGGCAAUUCACAAGCUGUUGCGGGUAAUAGAAGUGGUAGUAAUGACAGGGAUGAUGUGGAAACUGAUGUUGACAAUCAUGUGCAAUAUUUUAGUCAUGCCACAGCACAAGGAGAUAAAAAUAGUGUCAGUGAGAAGAGAGACAAUGUUGAGUCUAAUUGGGGAAAAAAUAACAUGGUUGAGGAUGUGAUUGUGAUAUCAUUUCAAUCACAAGAGGCAAGUUCACUGGAACUCGGGGACAAGAUUGAUGGUACUAAAGCUACUAAACCGGUUACUGACAAAAUAAGGUAUGUUGAGUCUCAAGCGUCAUCAUCAAAAGCUGGUGACACAAGAGGUGCUGACAAGGUUAGAGCUGGUGACACAAGAGGUGCUGACAAGGUUAGAGCUGGUGACACAAGAGGUGCUGACAAGGUUAGAGCUGGUGACACAAGAGGUGCUGACAAGGUUAGGCAAGCUGGUGACACAAGAGGUGCUGACAAGGUUAGGCAGGUUGGCAAAGGCAUUGCAACCGAAAAUCAAAGAUAUAUUUUCAAGAGAGCUGCUGUAAGUAAUGCUAGAGCUGAAAUGACGGUGAAUAGUAAUGAGAAAAAAGCCGAUCAGAGACGAUGCAUGGUCCAAACCAGUACAGUUGUGUUGGAUCACCCCCACGUUAAUUGCUCUCAGAUCUCGGCAGUUCUCAGCCAUGCAGUGCCAUACAAGUUCCGUGUUCGAGCCAAGAUGCUGGACUUCCACCCCAAACCGGACUCGGCUAAGACAUUUCUGCAACUGUACUGUCAUGUCUGCCAUUACCUGUGUCCAUAUCCAGAAAAAGACACUAUUCAGAAUGGAAGCACUGUACCCCGCCUUCAGAUCGGCAGCACAUUUCAAAAUGUUCCACACUUCAACUGCCCCCAGUGCUUUGAGGGCAAGGACAGCCUGCCAGCUCUAGAUUCACCACCGCAUUUAAAGUACAUCUUCAUGCUGCGAUUCAUUCUGUCCGAUGAGACCGGAAUGUUGAUGGCAAACAUAUGGAAAGAGGAUGCAGUUCAACUCUUCCAAGAUAUGCAACCAGAAGAUCUACUCAGGAAAGAAUCAAAUAUUGAGAUUGUUAGAGACUAUUUGAACCGCAUCUGUCCGCCUAAUACAGCGUUGUGUGAUAAGCCAUGGAUCGAGGGAUGCCUGAGGUCUUUCCAUAAUGCCUGUGGGACAGUCUACCAAAUGUUUGAUACUUUUAUCGUGUGAACAAAUGGAACAGACUUAAUUUUAAGUUGUUAACAAAAUGUUUGAAUUUUUUUUGUGAAGAGCCUUUAUAUAUUAGCCUCAUUCUGAGAUAAUGGGGCUUAAUGCAUUUGUGUCUUGUUCUGAGAAAACUGGGCUUAAUUCAUGUGCGUAAAGUGUCGUCCCAGAUUAGCCUGUGCAGUCUGCACAGGCUAAUCAGGGACAACACUUUCAGCUUUUAUGGUAUUUUUAGUUUCAAGGAAGUCCCUCCUUACUGAAAAUCAAGUUUAGGGGGAAAGUGUCGUCCCUGAUUAGCCUGUGCGGACUGCACAGGCUAAUCUGGGACGACACUUUACGCACAUGCAUUAUGACCAGCUUUCACAGAACAAGACACAAAGUGUCAUCCCAGAUUAGCCUGUGAAGUUCGGAAAUGGUUCUCAGAGAAAACAUGUUCAGUCUAUACUGGAUUAUCUUUUUUAGACUUCCUUUAAACAAAAAAUAUUAUCAAUCCAGAAAGUGCCAUGCUUGAUUAUUCUGUGCAGACUGCACAGGCUUAUCUGGGACGACAAGUUACCUGCAUUCAUUAAGUCCCUUUUUUCAGAGCAUGGCUCAUACGAAUUACUUCCCUUUUGUUUAUUUUUUUAAAUUCUUAAAAAUAUCUCUAUCAUUAAAUAAUUAGUCAAAACA
Molecule: messenger RNA, 2939 nt
Organism: Dreissena polymorpha
Lineage: Eukaryota; Metazoa; Mollusca; Bivalvia; Myida; Dreissenidae
Product: protection of telomeres protein 1-like
Exons: 13
Coding region: 81-2276 (731 amino acids)
Biological process (GO): telomere capping; regulation of telomere maintenance via telomerase
Cellular component (GO): nuclear telomere cap complex; chromosome, telomeric region
Molecular function (GO): telomerase inhibitor activity; G-rich strand telomeric DNA binding
Source: RefSeq, a predicted model, not a curated record